AUGAGUAUAACUCCAUGGAUCUUGUAUUUACCUUCUUCAUAUCAUUCUAUUCGAUCGGCAAAUAAAUAUCAAUUUCAAUCUAUUGCUGGUUUUCAUCAACAUCCAAACUCAUCACAAGAAAUGACAAUCGAGUUGUCAGUUGAUAUUGAUAAAAUAUCUCCUGAAUUAAUAUCACUAUUAGAAAAAAUAUCUCGUUUUCAAGAACAAUGGCAAGAAUCAAUUAUAUUAAAACAAAUGAUAAAAAGAUAUUAUCAAUUUAUGCAAUUAAAAGCAUCUCUUCCAACAAAUGUUCUUUUAAUUCCUACAUUAGAUAUUGAAAUUAUUUGGCAAACACAUUUACUUCGACCUGAAAUGUAUCAAAAUGAUUGUGUUCGUUUAUUUCAUCGUGUUAUUGAUCAUUCAUUAAUUGUUAAUAAUAAUAUUGAACAAUUUUUUAAAGAACGAGCUUUUUUAGAUACAUAUCAAUUAUAUGAACAAAAAUUUGGGGAAAAAUAUUGUGAAUUAUCAUUGAUUGAAGAGAAUAAUAAUAAUAUUCAAUCAUAUUCUUUAUAUGAUGAAUAUGAAUCAUUAAGUCAUACUAAACAGAUUUAUUCUUAUUGGGAUAAAACGUCUUUUGAAUUUUCAUCAAAUUCACCUAAAAAUUAUGAAAAUCCAUUUUCAUUUACUGAAGACGAUAUUAUUCUUGAUGGAAAAUGGUUUUAUAUUUUAUGUAGAAAAUUUAUGGGUGAUGUUAUGAUAAAACUUACAACGCAUGGUCGAUUUUUAUACAUUGCAGCUAAAUAUCGAAAUUCUUUUAUACCACCUAUAUAUGACAUUGAUAUUAUUUGGUAUUCUCAUAUGCAAGAACCAUUAAAAUAUGCAUCUGAUUGUAUUCAUCUUGUUGGUUAUGUUAUUUUCCAUGAUCCAUGGCCAACUCUUGAAGAUGAAAAUAUGAAAAAAUCUUAUUAUCAAAUUUGGAACGAUGAAUUCCAAUGUGACAUUGAAAUAGAUCAUCUUACCCAGUGA
Messenger RNA from Rotaria sp. Silwood2, 1005 nucleotides. Lineage: Eukaryota; Metazoa; Rotifera; Eurotatoria; Philodinida; Philodinidae. The record is from the annotation of a GenBank genome assembly.